AUGCAGAGAGGAAGCGCUGGUUUCACUGUCACUGCGGAGAUGGAGGCGAUCCUCCGUCAUCCCGGAUAUAUCAGCUGUGAUGCCGGCGGACAAAGGCUGCGCGACCUUUACCAGAGUCAGUCCGCCGCGUUCGAUUACAACCUCUACAAUCCAUUCGCGCGCUGUUGUUUUUUAGGACUCAUCAGAAACGUCUCGCGGAUGGUAGAACGCGGAGAAGCGCCCGACCUGACUGGCACGGAGACGCCCUACAAGUUCGGCUACCUCACCAUUGCGGUCACCGGCUGUGUCAUGAACAUGACGCCUCCGCCAGUAUGCGACUAUGUCUCCGUCGUGAAGUGUUUGCUUUCCUCUGGUGCGCCCCCGAACUCGGAAGACAUCGUCGGAUACAGCGCACUGCACCAUGCGGCAAUGAACAACGGGCAUCGAGACAACCCGAUCCUUCUGGAACUGAUGCGAAUCCUGCUCAAGAACGGCGCGAACGCGAACCACCAGAACCGGUACGGCGAAGUCCCGAUCAGCGGCGCAUUCCAGCACGAAGAAAUCGGGGCGAUCGACAUCCUGAUGGAAUACGGAGCGGACCUGGAGAUGGCGGACGCGGACGGCGUCAAACCGAACCCGUUCUUCAUCAAGUGCGGAGCGAAGGUGACGGCUGCGGUUACAAAGUGGCUGAGGAAGCGCACGGGCGAAGAAGCGCCAAUGGGGGACACGAAGAUGUGCAGCAGAUGCGGAAGAAAGGGCGGAAGCCUGAAGAUGUGCGCCAAGUGCCACGUAGCUCGAUAUUGCUCUACGGAGUGCCAGCACGCGCAUUGGUCGACACACAAGCUGACAUGCCAGCCGUUCGACGCGUCGAACACCGUGACGGUGCGACCGUCUUACAGCGCGCCGGGAACAAUGAUGUCCACGGCAGACUUCUCUCGCCAAGCGCUGGGAAUCCCGACGGAACCCACUCCCGCGAGCCACCAGCGCGCAGCGCGUGCACCGAAGCUGCGCCCCGAGGAGGCGAAGGCCAUGAUCAUCAAGGUCCAGGUGCCGUACAGCGUCCUCGCAGACAGUCCUUCGACCAUCUCCCGCGCCGAUAUGCUGGUGUACACCAAGAAGCGUGACUUUGUGUGCAACAUCAAACACUCAGGCAACGCUGCAGCGUACUCGCGCAUCUCACAGGUUGUCAGGUCCAGGGGAGUCGGCGGAGCUAAGGCGUACUUUCCCGCGGAGCUCAAGGGGAAGUACGAACUUAUCAUCAAGAUUGGGGAAGUGCUUGCGGAGCAGCCAUUCUGA
Molecule: messenger RNA, 1275 nt
Organism: Sparassis crispa
Lineage: Eukaryota; Fungi; Basidiomycota; Agaricomycetes; Polyporales; Sparassidaceae
Product: ankyrin
Exons: 4
Coding region: 1-1275 (424 amino acids)
Molecular function (GO): protein binding
Source: RefSeq, a predicted model, not a curated record